Messenger RNA from Didymodactylos carnosus, 426 nucleotides. Lineage: Eukaryota; Metazoa; Rotifera; Eurotatoria; Philodinida; Philodinidae. The record is from the annotation of a GenBank genome assembly.
AUGUGUUUCGAUCAUUUUCCAUUUGAUUUUGGUUUUAUCUUCGUGCCUCCUCGUCAAAAAACGAAUGAUCAAAAAUAUCAAUGUGAAAUUUACACCCCUCCGCUUCUACUAGGGCUAAAGAAGAAAAUAACAGUAAAAACAGAUGAUUGGCAUCAUAUUGCCUAUAUUUAUUCAGAUUUUACAAGUUUAGCUGAUACUUAUUUAGAUAGUCAGAAAUGUCUUAGUGGUAUUCUCCCUGAAAAAGUUCACCCAUUCUUUUUUAUGGCAAUUGAAGUGAAGCGUCAACAAAAUGCAAGUUUAGCUGAGAUUGGUGCUUGGAAGAGAGCUCUGGAACCCGUCGAAGUGCAGUCAAUUUAUCGACAAAAGACGUCGCUUGGUAAAAUCGAUUUGGCUAAAGGAGUUUUGGAACGUAUUAGUCAAAUGUGA